Funneliformis mosseae is the source of this 1122-nucleotide messenger RNA. The record is from the annotation of a GenBank genome assembly. NCBI's taxonomy places the organism in Eukaryota, Fungi, Glomeromycota, Glomeromycetes, Glomerales, Glomeraceae.
AUGCCCAAGGUCAAAUCUACCAAAUUGCCAAACAGCAACGCUGACGUAACUGCGGUCACCAAUUCUCCCUCACCACCACCGUAUUUUCAAAUCGAUGAAAUGAUCGUGCAACGACUCAAAGAGGAAGAAUAUUCGUUAAUUCGAAUUCCUCCCUAUCAACUUACGCUUUCGAUAAGGGAUCUGUUGUCGACGGCUAGGAAGAAUCGUAAAAAUAAGAACAAAUCAAAAGAUAAAAUUCCGAGACCACAAAACGCUUGGGUAUUAUUUCGUAAAGAUUAUGAGGCCAAUCAACGCAUGAGGUUUCCUGACAAGGCAUUAAAGAUGAAAAAUGUUUCAACUGAUGCCGGUAUAAUGUGGAGGAAACAACCCGUAAAGGUUAAACGUUAUUUUGAAAUUCUAUCAAGACUGGCUCAUGAUCAACAUAAAAGAUUAUAUCCGGACUAUAAAUAUACCCCUAAAAAGAAAAUUCCUACCACCAAAGAAAAUACCUUAAAGGAUUGGAUUUUUAAGGAUGGAACUAUUAAACAAUCCGCAAACAUUAACGUUAACGCGUCAAACGAUAACGCGUCCGAAUCUGUCACGCCACGACAAACCGAUGUUCAAUCUCACCAACCAAAACAAUCCGAACCUCCUCAACAUAUUUCAACCUCACCUUCUCUUUCCCCUCCUUCGUCACCCGAAUCUUUGAAUCCUCAAACCCCCUCAUCCACGCAAAAUGUACAUUUUUCAAAUUUUUCGACGGUCACUUCAAUAUUUACCUAUGAGGAAUCCUCAACCAUUUAUAAUUAUCAACCAUUAUCUGCCGAGAAUGAGACUUUAAUUUCGAAUAUCCGUCAAGAUCCUUUGUUUAAUUUAGGCAAGUUUAAGUAUUAUAUCAAUAAUGAUGAUAACAUUGUCGAUGAAAAUUGGAACCUUCAACCAACAACCAUUUGUGAUCAUAAUAUGAUUGAAGAUGUGUUUCCAACCUUUUCUAAUUAUUAUUCCGAUUUCGAUGCGAAUUCUCUUGAACUGCAACAAUGUACGCCCACCAUUAUGCCCGUGACAUUUACUUCAUUAUCAGCUUUUAAUGAUGAUAAUAGUAUUUCAGAUCUUUUGACUGAAUCGAAUUUUGUGGGAAUAUGA